ACCUUACACCCAGUUACAGCUGUCUAUUGUUGUGUAUUGAUAUUGAAAUGUAUAGAAAAGAAGUUUUUAAUAAAAUCAUAUCUCUUCCAGAAGAGGACCAAAGGAAAUUGAUAAAAUGGCGGAACUUUGAAGAGGUUCCCAAUUUCUUGAAGUUUACAAGGAAAGAGAAUGAAGAAAUUGUUACCACUAUAAUUGAAUUGAAUUUGUUGCAAAAGAAACUAAGCAAAGAAGAAUUCUUUCAGACCAUACAUCACAUCGAACCACCAGAAAGCUUCCUCAAUCUCUUUAAGGAGAACAUUGCAUGUUUGGAUGAAUAUUGUAUACCUUGCACAUAUAAUUGGCGUGUUGACCUCAGUGUACCCAAAGUGAAUGCAGUGUUGAUUAAUGUAAACCAAUUUAAUACAAAAGCUAUAACAUUUAGAUUAGAUAUACCAACAUUCCAUAAACUCAGAUUUAAUGUAGCAUUAGUUCUAAAUGAAAUCAAGGAAAUUAAGAAAAAAUCAAAAAUUAAGUUAAAGUAAUAUAUUGAUAAUUUGUAUGUGUGCCAUAAAU
Molecule: messenger RNA, 552 nt
Organism: Nicrophorus vespilloides
Lineage: Eukaryota; Metazoa; Arthropoda; Insecta; Coleoptera; Silphidae
Exons: 2
Coding region: 48-521 (157 amino acids)
Source: RefSeq, a predicted model, not a curated record